AUGCAUAAAUUGUACAGCCAUGCAGGAAUCAAUCAAGAGAUAAGCAGCAGUCGCAAUAACUGCUAUAUCAAAGAAUCUGGGAAAAAGAUAAAAGGCUUAUUAAAAAUAAAAGAAAAACUCAUGCCUCAUUCUCUUGAAGCUUUACAGCCAAUCGUCCAACAGUCAACUGAUGGAUUGAUCAAGGUAAAAAUUACUACAAAGUCUUCACUGUCCAAAAAUGCCUGAGAAAAGAUCAAUUAUUCCUGAAAUAAAAUCAGUUCUUUUGAAUGUGACAGCCCUGAGCCGAAGUCCAUCUAUAUUACUACUGAAUCAAAGCCAGUGAGAAGAAAUCCUUCUCCGCUGGUAAGUCAUUCUCUUGAAGGCUACCAGUUCAAGCCAAUUGACUUGAAAUCUCCUGCGAACUCAAAACUCCCUAUAUUUAAUCGAAGAUGUUCAUCAAGAACCCCGGACAAAUUUUAUAAAAUUCCUUACCUAAUUUAUAGAUAUAAAAUGGUGAUGCUGCGGAAGAUGGAUUCCGAGAAACUCCUUAUGGAGCAGGUGGACCUGUCCGAUGAAGCUGAAAAUAGAGCCUCUACCAUUUUUUGAAAUAGGGCUUUGGGCCUGGGGAUGCCUGCCGAAGAGGGAAAUAUUGUUUCUCCCCCAAAGGUUUUCCCUGCCACUACCAGAUGGGUAGGUUUUGCCCCACUUGUCUUCGCCAAUCGGGACUAACGGGGCAUCGCAAGAGGUGGCUCUAAUCUAGGGAGCUAAUCAUUAGGUUAUGUGGGUUUACGCCAGAUAAAGAGUUUUCCUUGCUCCUAUUAGGCUAGGGUACAUAGUUUUUCACGCCACAAGGCCACUAGCAAGAGCGUCUAAAAUCCAAAAGCACAUAUUCCAUCUUUCUCAUUUAUACGCAGAGAUUACGUAGUCUUUUUGGAGCCAACUAGGAGAUGUUCUGCCUCUUAUGACAAAUGGUUAAUCUUAAUCUUACCCAAUUCGUGAUAUAUCACCUCUAAGUCAUUCUCACUCAAGAAAAAAGCUAUCUUAUAUUCCAUUUCCAUCAAAUGUUCCUUUCUCAAUAGCACUAACAAUCCUAUUACUUUUUAAAAAGCAUUAUUAGCAUCCAUCAAACAAUAUUUAUUUAACAAUCAUGACAUAUGUAA
Messenger RNA from Blepharisma stoltei, 1139 nucleotides. NCBI's taxonomy places the organism in Eukaryota, Ciliophora, Heterotrichea, Heterotrichida, Blepharismidae. The record is from the annotation of a GenBank genome assembly.